UGGCAGUUGGGAAGAGGUAGUUAGCGGGGCGCCGCCCCAGACGCCCGACGCCAGCGAGGCUUGAAGAUGGUGUCCCGGCUCGAGAGGCAUGUGGCGGAUGGGGCAUGGAUGGGAUGUGGUGGUGAGUAGCUCUUGAUGAGCGACGACUAACAGCAUACAGCACACAGCUCUUCUCUUCUCUCGCAGACGGGACGUGCAUAUUGGGGGAGGGGAAGCAGCCCAUCAGAUCAAGGUUUACCAUCCACCAGCUUUCUUGUCUUGAUGCCAGUCCGUAUGCAGCCUGGGAAACACGGCACGAUGCCGGAGCUUGACACCCACUCCUCCCCUCCCUCAACCCUCCCAGGGCUUUGCUUGCUUGCUUGCUUUCGAGGCCGCCAUUGCCGGGACGCCGGGUGGUAUCCCUCGGGCGUCACCAUAAGUUAAGACCUUUCGAAAUCCCUCAUCAUCGCCCUUGAUCCCUUCACAAUCCCCCCCUGCCACUGCCCAUCCAUCAUCCAUCGUCAACAUCAACCUCGACCUCCACUCUCGACAUUCACAUACAAGCCGGGCGGCAUCCAAGGCUCGCGCGCCGUGUUCCAGUACGACCCGGCCCCUGUAUCUGCAGCGGAUCGCUCGCUCGCACACACGGAUCCUUCCCGGCGGCUGCGGGAGAGACUUGCGCCCAAGGGCCUGAACAGCAACGGGGAUUGACCGCAUCGUCGACUGGUCCUCCCUUUUUAUCUCGACGCGCCCGGCUGCUCCGAACAAUCCGUCGCCCUCCUCUCGCGCGCAAACCCCAAAGCUCGUACACGCUCCAACGGCGCUAGAAGCAGCAGCAGCAGCAGCAACGAUGCCUGCCAUUGACACUGCCCUCGCCGGGCCGCAGACCCUCCACCUCCUCACGAAACGGAAUUGGGCCUCCCAAGAAGCCGGCGUUAUUGUCGUGUUUUGCAUCGUCUUUGUCGUCGCCGUCGGCCUCAUUUCGCUCUGGAUUCACAAGUUUUUGAAGAAGCGCAAAGCGGCCAAGCCAAACUACUGAUUGUCAUUGAGGCGGCGUGGAUGAUGAUGCACCAUCCUGGUCGAAUGUCGCUGGCUCGACCCGACACGCCCGCAACUGUCUAGCGACAGACACCCUUCUUCUAUAGCUUCUGCUCACUGCGUGUUUCCCCCCCAUCUACUACCAAGUUACUACUAUCUACGCCUCAUCUAUUUUGAGCUUCUAAUAAAUGGCGUGUCCUUCCUUUUCCCACCCCGUCAGCGACGCUCAUCAGUCCAGCCCAUGGCCGCCCACCUCCCAAGCCGCCGCCGCGAG
Purpureocillium takamizusanense is the source of this 1291-nucleotide messenger RNA. RefSeq lists its product as uncharacterized. The transcript is spliced from 3 exons. NCBI's taxonomy places the organism in Eukaryota, Fungi, Ascomycota, Sordariomycetes, Hypocreales, Ophiocordycipitaceae. The coding region runs from base 830 to 1018 and encodes 62 amino acids. The record is from RefSeq and is a predicted model, not a curated record.